GGACAUGCUGCCCAUGUGAGUUGUGCUUAUAACAAGCUUUCAAUUCCCACUCGCUUUGAUGAUUGUGAAUACCGCAGCAGGAAUUCGACACUACAAAGAACUGAGCUUCGGUUAUCUAAAUUAUUACUUUCAGGUUUACUUGCUCAAUAUUUUGAAGAUAUCGACCCAAUCAGCGAAGGUAAAUUGCACCAGAACGCUUACAAGCCGUGCCUCACUCAAUAAAAACAUCGGGGAGAUGUGAUGUAGGGGUAUAUGAAACGUGAGAGGGCAAUGACCGGCUGUAUGUUCAGUGAUUUUAAAGCUGUCCACAAUGAGAUCUAUGGUUGUCUGGAUACUGUUGCUUGCUCUGGGCCUAGUGGAGGCAACCUUCGACUGUCGGCGGAUGUCUCAAGCCUGUGUCAAUGGGGUAUGCACCCUUGGUCAGCCAGUGUGCGAUUGCCAGUCGAGUGGGUUCGAGGGAUAUGAUUGUGCCCUGGAAUCAAGCUCUAAAACUACCUGCAGCAGCUGCACCGAGGGCCAGGGCACCUGCUACACAGAUGGGACGGCAGAGAAGUGCUACUGUGGCAGGGAGUACUAUGGAGAGACAUGCGAUCGGAAGAGAUUUGAUGUUUACUGCACCGAGAGUUUGAUGGUCAUUGGUAUUAACCCUUACGGAACCUUCGCCGGCAUUGCCUACAUUGAGGGUAUGAGGGGGACCCCAGCAUGUGAAUCGUUGGUGGUUCCAGUGAAUGCAUCUGACACUGACCAGCUGCCGGACACUUGGGAUGAAGGGCGCUAUAUUGAGGUGCUCCAUAACAGCAGUGAAUGUGGUUCUGCCGUCCUCGUAGAUCAUGGCAAUGGAACCCGGGAGUUUAUUAGGACCGCUGUUGUCCGUUACGACACGGAGAUGAUCUUACACGUGGAUGACCUCGUCACGGCCAGAUGUGUCAUGGAGGACAACGUGACUCUCACCGGAGCCAUCACUCUCAGCACCGCUCACGUCGGCCUAAAUCCUGUCCCCAUUUGGAACCCCCUUGGAGUCGCCAGAUUGUAUAUACUAUCGAAUGAUAUGCCUAUCACCAAUUCACUUGCCAACGGGAAGCCUGUUCUUAUUGGAGAGGAACUACGCUUUGUCAUUGGACUCGAAGGAGUAUAUACGCACAUGAGGAUCGAGUACGGCGAGGCUACUGACAACAGGACGGGGACCAACAAAACACUCGUCUUCAUCCGCAACGGAUGCAUGACCCCUGAAGCAAUGCCAGUGACCAAGGCGGCUCUCAAGCCUAACUCAGUUAACAUCACAGACCACUCAGAACUCGUUCUCUACGCCUUCCGGUUUGAAGGUAGUGAUGAGGUACUCUUCAGCUUCGACAUCAAAGUCUGUGUGUUGGCAGAUGCUGCUAGGUGUGCCCCUGCUACCUGUACAGGAGAUGAGGUGGGUUACGGGCGAAGGAGACGAGAUGCUGCAGCCACCACAACCCUAGAGCAGGUCAUCAAGAUUCGCGACACGGCCUCCACUGAAGACGACGACAGCGACCCGCCCGCCAUUGAGACGGAGUGUAGACCAUGGGAGAUAACUCUAACCCUUAUUGUAAUGGCCGUGGCACUGUUCUUCCUCCUCUUCGUCUGUGUCGUCCUCAUCGUCAUCAUUGUGAUGUCGCGUCGGCGUCGUUGCAGAAGUGAAUCCAUGACCAACUUGACUGCUUCGUCAGUGACGACGGAGAAGCCGCCACUGCCAUAGUUCUUUCUGGCAACAUGUCGCUGUUGACGAUGAAGGACUAAUCACCAAAACUAACGAACUUUUCAUAAGCUACGACAUGUCUUUUUUGCUUUCAUUUAAUACAUAUAUGUGUAUUGGGGCUCGACACGUUAUCAGUAUUAUAUAAUAACUUCGAGUAAAUCAACUUGUAAAUAUUGUAUUCAAUUACUAUUUAUUUAUACUAUUGCAACCCUUAAUACUGUUACAAAUUAUACUCUUUUUUACUGCAACAAUAAAUUCUGUUUCAAAUUAUACACUUUUUACUGCAACUAUCAAUACUGUUACAAAUUAUACUCUUUUUACUGCCGCUAUCAAUGCUGUAACAAACGAUAUUAUUUUUAAUCCUACUAUCAAUACUGUUACAAACGAUACCCUUUUUACUGCGACUAUCAAUGCUGUUACAAACUAUACUCUUUGUACUGCGACUAUCAAUACUGUUACAGAUUAUAUUCUUUUUACUCAGACUAUCAAUACUGUUACAAACGAUACUCGUUUUACUCCGACUAUCAAUACUGUUACAAACGAUACUCUUUUUCCUGCCACCAUCAAUACUGUUACAAACGAUACUCUUUGUACUGCGACUAUCUAGCUGUUACAAACUAUACUCUUUGUACUGCGACUAUCAAUACUGUUACAAAUUAUACUCUUUUUUACUGCAACUAUCAACACUGUUACAAACGAUACUCUUUUUUACUGCAACUACCACUACUGUUAAUACCAUAAUCCUUUGGACUUUUACUAUUAAUACCAUAAACCUUUGGACUUUGCUUUACGUUGUGACGAUGUAGACUGUCCCGUGUACAUAUAUAGGCAAUAAGCUUUGCGUAUAAUUAAUAACGGUCUGCUUGUAGAGCAAAUAUAAAACGUCAACGCCAGAGAAUAACCAUUCUCGAUCAUCUACCGAAACAGAUUCCACCGGGCGCAAGAAUGCAAAAUAAUGGUAAAAACCUCAGUAAGUGUUCGCUGAAAAUCUGUGAAGACACCAGGUGUUCGCGAAAAAUGAGGAAUUUUUGUAUCUAUGAUCGUCAUGGAAUAUAUGUGUAUGCAUGAAGUAUGCAAUAAAUUGUUGA
Messenger RNA from Haliotis rufescens (red abalone), 2808 nucleotides. RefSeq names its product EGF-like domain-containing protein 2. Lineage: Eukaryota; Metazoa; Mollusca; Gastropoda; Lepetellida; Haliotidae. The record is from RefSeq and is a predicted model, not a curated record. The coding region runs from base 311 to 1720 and encodes 469 amino acids. The transcript is spliced from 11 exons.